Messenger RNA from Podarcis muralis (Common wall lizard), 987 nucleotides. The record is from RefSeq and is a predicted model, not a curated record. Lineage: Eukaryota; Metazoa; Chordata; Lepidosauria; Squamata; Lacertidae.
AUGUGGGUUUCCCCUGGGAAACAGAUUUGUUGCCACGAUUGUCCUCAGUGCUCUGAAGGAACAGUUUCAAAACUGAUGGAUGCAGACCAUUGCGACAAGUGCCCUGAGGACCAGCAUCCAAACAAGAACCACGACCACUGCAUUCCUAAGCAUAUUGUCUAUUUAGCUUAUGGAGAAUCCUUGGGAAUAAUUCUGGCUUCAUUUGCUCUGUUCCUUUCUCUGAUCACACUAGUGGUGAUGUGGAUCUUCAUUCAAAACCAGGAGACUCCCAUUGUCAAGGCCAACAACUGGAACAUCACCUGCACACUUCUCAUUUCCCUAUUGCUUUGCUUUCUGUGCUCCUUCCUAUUCAUUGGAAAGCCUGGCAAGGUGACCUGCCUUCUCCGUCAAACAGUCUUUGGGAUGGUCUUCUGUCUUGCUGUUUCUUGUGUCCUGGCAAAAACCAUCACUGUGGUUCUGGCCUUCAUGGCCACCAAGCCAGGAAACAGGAUGAGGAAAUGGGUGGGGAAGAGGCUGGCAGUAUCAGUCAUCAUCCUUUGCACUCUUAUUCAAACUGGCAUCUGUGCACUGUGGUUGGCAACCUCUCCUCCCUUCCCAGAGUUUGACAUGCAUUCACAGACUACCCAAAUCAUUGUGCAGUGCAAUGAAGGAUCAGCCGCCAUGUUUUAUACUGUCCUGGGCUACAUGGGUCUUCUGGCCAUCAUCAGCUUCACUGUGGCUUUCUUUGCCCGGAAGCUGCCUGAUACUUUCAAUGAAGCCAAGCUUAUCACCUUCAGUAUGUUAGUGUUCUGCAGUGUUUGGCUGUCCUUUGUCCCCACCUACUUGAGCACCAAAGGAAAAUACAUGGUGGCUGUGGAGAUCUUCUCCAUUUUAGCCUCUAGUGUGGGUUUGCUGGGCUGCAUCUUCUUCCCCAAAUUGUACAUUAUUGUACUGAGGCCUGAACUGAACAGUAGAGAUCAGCUUGUAAAGAAAAAGAAUCAUAUCUGA